AUGGCAGAGACCGCAGGUGAGCAGCAGCAGCAGCAGCAACAGGUGCUUCAGAAAGUGAAGACAGAGGAGUGGGGGGGAAAGCUAGCACUGAGCAAUGGACAGGUGGACGGAGGGGAGGCUGCGGGGGCUGUGGGGGAACCUGAAGUUGGGAGGUCUGGUGGACAUGUGAGUGUAGACCCUAGUUCAGCAGGAGGCACAGGGGGAAUAGAAGAGGUUGUAAACCCCAAUGGGAUGGAAGGCGUAGAAAAGAAAGAUGAAGCUGUGAACCCCGAUGUUGAAGGGAGUGCAAGAGGGAAUGAAGAAGAGGUGACCCCCACUGUGGAGGAAGGUGCCGGAGAUAAAGAGGUGGUUGUAAACCCUAAUGUGGAAGAGGGUGCAGGAGAGAAAGUAGAAGCUGUGGGCACCAAUGUGGAGGAGGGUGCAGGAGAGAAAGUAGAAGCUGUAAGCCCCACUGUGGGGGAAGGUGCCGGAGAUAAAGAGGGUGCUGGAGAGAAAGUAGACGCUGUGGGCACCAAUGUGGAGGAGGGUGCAGGAGAGAAAGUAGAAGAUGUGAACCCUAAUGUGGAGGAGGGUGCAGGAGAGAAACAGGAGACUGUGAACCCUAAUGUGGAAGAGGGUGCAGGAGAGAAACAGGAGGCUGUGAACCCUAAUGUGGAAGAGGGUGCAGGAGAGAAACAGGAGGCUGUGAACCCUAAUGUGGAGGAGGGUGCAGGAGACAAAGUAGAACCUGUGAACCCUAAUGUGGAGGAGGGUGCAGGAGAGAAACAGGAGGCUGUGAGCCCCAAUGUUGAGGAGGGUGCAGGAGAGAAACAGGAGGCUGUGAACCCUAAUGUGGAGGAGGGUGCAGGAGAGAAACAGGAGGCUGUGAGCCCCAAUGUUGAGGAGGGUGCAGGAGAGAAACAGGAGGCUGUGAACCCUAAUGUGGAAGAGAGUGCAGGAGAGAGAGAGGAAGCUGUGGGCGCCAAUGUUGAGGAGGGUGCAGGAGAGAAAGAGGAAGCUGUGAGCCCUAAUGUCAAGGAGAGUGCAGGAGAGAAACAGGAGGCUGUGGACCCUAAUGUGGAGGAGGGUGCAGGAGAGAAAGUAGAACCUGUGAACCCUAAUGUGGAGGAGGGUGCAGGAGAGAAAGAGGAAGCUGUGGGCGCCAAUGUUGAAGAGAGUGCAGGAGGGAAGGAGGAAAUUGUGAGCCCCAAUGUGGAAGAGAGUGCAGGAGGGAAGGAGGAAGUUGUGAGCCCCAAUGUGGAAGUGAGUGCAGGAGGGAAGGAGGAAAUUGUGAGCCCCAAUGUGGAGGAGAGUGCAGGAGGGAAGGAGGAAAUUGUGAGCCCUAAUGUGGAGGAAGGUGCAGGAAAGACAGAGGAGGUUGCAAACCCCAAUGUCGUAGAGGGUUCAGGGGAGAAAUAUGAGGCUGAGAACACCAAUGUGCAAAAGAAUGCAGGAGAUAAGGGUGAGACUGAGAACUCCAAUUUGGAAGCUUUGAACCCAGAAACACAACCAGGUGAAAAAGAAGAGGCUGGGGAACCUUUAAUAAAAGAGGGGGCAGGAGAAAAGGCUGAGAAUUUGAGAAUGGAAGAGGAUACGGGAAAGAGCCAGGAACUGAUUAGUUCUGCACAAGAUCCGGAGACACUAGUAGUAUCUCCUGAUAGAGAAACCACUCAACAUGGUGACCAACCUCAGGCCCCCACAGAACCUACACUUAGUGCCACACAACAUGAAAUAGAUGAGGGUGAUGCCAUCAUAGACAAGGAUGAGCAGAAAGGUGGAGAUGAUACCAGUAGUGAGAGCAGUGAAGGAAAUUCCAGUAGUGAUGAGGAGGAAGAGGAAAAGGAGGAGAAGAAUGCUGAUGGUAGCAAAGCUGGAGAUGAAGCUGCUGAGGAAGGACAGAAGGGUGAAGGAGCUUCAGGACAGGUAGAUUCUGAAGCUAAAGAACAAGUAGACAGUAUUGCUGGAGUAAACAUAGAGCCAGGGAGUAACAUUACAGAUCUGGUGGAGGAAGGGGCUGCUACACCCAUAGAUUCAGGGAGCAGUCCUGCAGAAGAAGCAUCUUCUGAGAUAACAGAUCUUAAAGUGCAAGAGGAACCAGAAAAAGCUUCAGAAGAUGAAGUCUCACAAGGUGAACAUGUUGACAGAGAUGUUACAAGGCAAGCACCAAGUGAAAAGAUAUCUGAAGAAAAGUCUGAAGUGCAUGUGGCAGAGGUUCCUCAGGAGGGUUCACCCAGAAAAGUACACACAGAAGAAGAAGAACACCUAUCAAAGGAGAACAUUAUAACAGAAAGCAAUGCAAACCUUGAAGAGACAACUGAGACUGUGCCUGGGGAUGGUUCUGCCAUGGUUGAGAGCACCCCAACAGAGGAGGAAACCAAGAAUGUGGGUUCUGAAGUCAUUGCUGAUGUAGGAAAGAAAGGUAUAAUCAGAGAAAAUGGUAUGACCCAAAUGAUCAAUGCGAACACCCCUGUACAGGACAACGAGGUCUCUCAGGAACAUGACAUAUGCUUGUUUGUCAAGGCUGGAAGUGAUGGGGAAACUAUCGGGAACUGCCCGUUUUCUCAGCGUUUAUUUAUGAUCCUCUGGCUGAAGGGCAUCGUAUUUAGUGUCACCACGGUGGAUUUGAAGAGGAAACCUGCCGACCUACAUAACCUGGCACCCGGAACAAACCCGCCGUUCAUGACAUUUGAUGGGGAGGUGAAAACCGAUGUGAAUAAAAUUGAAGAAUUCUUGGAGGAAAAAUUAACAGUGCCAAAGUAUCCAAAGCUUGGCCCCAAACACCCAGAAUCCAACUCAGCCGGAAAUGAUGUGUUUGCUAAAUUUUCAGCCUUUAUAAAAAAUCCCCGGAAAGAUCUAAAUGAAACUUUAGAGAAAAACCUGCUGAGAUCCUUAAAAAAGCUGAAUGACUUUUUAAAUUCACCACUGCCUGAUGAGAUCGAUGCCUAUUCCACGGAGGAGAUUGUCACCUCCAACAGGAAAUUUUUGGAUGGGAAUGACCUCACACUAGCAGAUUGUAACCUGUUACCAAAGCUCCACAUUAUAAAGGUUGUUUGCAAAAAAUUCCGGAAUUUUGAAAUCCCGGCAGAAAUGACUGCAAUCUGGAGAUACCUCAAGAAUGCAUACACCAGGGAUGAAUUCAUCAAUACCUGUCCGGCAGACAAUGAGAUUGAAUUUGCAUAUUAUGGUGUUGCCAAAAGAAUGAAUAUAUAAAAUAAUAUUUCUUCAAAUAUUCCAUAUGCAGUAUUGGUUCUAAGGUGUCAUUUGUCAAAAAAAAAAUUAAAUCAAGAUUCAGUUUGCCAUAUUUACUAGAAUUUAUUUUUAUUUUUUUCAUUUUUCAAGCUGAAUUAUUCGCUGUGAAUAUCCAAAUAUCCAGAUUACUUACUAUCCAAUUAUUUCUAGGCAGUGUGCACCUCUAUUCUGGCUAAUUUCUUACUAUACCUUUUGGGUGUUUGUUUUUCUAAUAUAGAGCUCCAGAUCUCCUCCACAAAGAUAGACUUAAAGGGGUUGUCCAUUCUGGACGUGUAUAGCAUAUCCACAGCAUGCACCACAUCCUCUCCAUUCUUGGCGGUGUGCAGAAGAGCCCCUAUUCUUGAUAUAGUAGCGGGUCCAGCACCUAUCGGACAUUUAUGGCAAAUCAUGUAGAAAUGCCAUGAAUGUCCAGAUGGGACAACCCCUUUAUAUUAGAACAUUGUCUACCUGAAGCCACCACAAAGGGGAGCAUAGGAGUUUACUGCAUGCCAUGUUAUUAAUAACUGUAUGCAAUAAGCUCCACCUAGUGGUGGCUGCAGGCAGACAAAAAGUCGAUGUCUAUGCAUCAGAUAUGGAUCUCUGCAUCAGAAAAACAAUGUUCUCUAUAAUAGGAAAAUAGUAAUUAACCAGUACAGAAUUUUGAGACAAUUAAAAUAAAAAAUUAUUUUCAAGGGUGGACAUUUCUUUUAAGACAGAUUAUCCUAGGUGUAUAGAACUCUUGACAACUUCAAUGUAAAAUGUUUGGGUCAAUGAGACCCAAAAGAUAAGAUCUAGUGAUGUGCCACCAAGAACCUAAAAGUGCCAAUGCCUAUAUCUGAGCCAUACAGAGACUCACUUGAGGGAUUUUUUUUUUUUUAAAUAUGCAUUUUUGCGACAGCUGUUCACACUAGAGCUUUGCAAGAUUUAUGACUUUUGCAGAUCUUGAUUCUUUGUUAAAACAUGCUUCUUGUAGGAUUGUACCGGAAAAAGCCUUACGAAUGUAAAAAAAUAAAAAAUAUCUACUUUUAAUAAUGUCGGGCUGGAGUAGUACAUGCCCUGAGUGGGCUGGUGUCAGUAGUGUGCCAACAAGCCACUAGGUAGUUAGACUGGACUAGAUCAGUGAGCUUAAUUUUUGCCGCCAGAGAUGCUUAGCUACACCUCUGACAUGCCAUAAAUACUUGAUUGACUUCUAGGAGGCCACCAUGUCCAAGGAAAGAGAAGACAUGGCCACCAUGACUUCUCUUUCCUUAGACAUGGUGGCCUCCUAGAAGUCACCAUGUCUUCUCUUUCCUUGGACAUGGUGACUUCUAGGAUGCCUCCAUGUCCAAGGAAAGAGAAGACGUUUAUUAAUUUUACACCAUUUUUGCAAGAAACUGAACUUCCCAGGCUUACAUUCUUGAUGGGUAAUGCCUAUUUGAAACACCAUCAGGGCAUAGGGCUGAUAAAGGCCCCUUGUGGGUGGAGCCGACACAUUGGUUCUGUCCCCAUUCCUCAUGGACGGUCUCCAGUGGUACUCCCUUCCACUGGCACAAAUUCAGGAAGGGGAACAUUCUCUUCUCUAUAAAAUGAGAAUUGUGCAGUAAAAGACGACCUUCGGAUGUCCUUCUCCUGAUUGUAGACACUAUUUUUUUCCCUUAAACUAUAUGUUAGCAUAUGUAGUAGGAUAAUCCAUGAUAAUCUGUGAUUCAUUUUAGCAGGGCUGCAUGACAUCAUAUUUAUAUCUAGCAUCAUGUUUUUUGGGGGCCCUCUUACUCCCGAUAUAUCAUGCUGCCUCUGAGCCUCCAAGUCUAUCUUGUCAAUUAACGCAAUUCAAGGAAGCCUUGUGCAUUUCACAAGUAAUA
Messenger RNA from Bufo bufo (common toad), 5048 nucleotides. RefSeq names its product chloride intracellular channel 6 (gene CLIC6). The record is from RefSeq and is a predicted model, not a curated record. The transcript is spliced from 6 exons. Lineage: Eukaryota; Metazoa; Chordata; Amphibia; Anura; Bufonidae. The coding region runs from base 1 to 3189 and encodes 1062 amino acids.